Molecule: messenger RNA, 4507 nt
Organism: Cheilinus undulatus (humphead wrasse)
Lineage: Eukaryota; Metazoa; Chordata; Actinopteri; Labriformes; Labridae
Product: myocardial zonula adherens protein
Exons: 14
Coding region: 403-2523 (706 amino acids)
Biological process (GO): intracellular signal transduction
Cellular component (GO): intracellular anatomical structure
Source: RefSeq, a predicted model, not a curated record
GCAGGGAGGAGGCUGAAAUGUGGCCAGACAGGUCUGAUGGGAACUCAGAAAGGCACAGAGAGGGAGUCAGAGAGAGAACAGCCUGUCAGUCAGGUGGAUAUAGAAGCAGUCUGGCUGGAAUUAAGACAAUGACAUAUUUGUGUUUGUGUUUCUGAGUGUGACACUGGAUGGUACCUGACUGAGAGGGGCCCUGUGGACUCCUAACACCCCCUCUAACACCAGCAGAAGCAGCAGCAAGGCUUGACAGAGUGGAAUUUCCCUCCUCUCUCCCCUGGCUGGAGCUGGGGGCAGAUGGUCGAUCUGAGAGUUUAAGCAGAACUCAGGAAGGAGAGUGAGAGGAAGGGUGGGAGGUGGUCCAGAGAGGGAGAGGAAGACAGGCGAGUUGUGGACAGAAGAGGAGACAUGCUUCGCUACGGCUCAGGACGAACUGUUUCCACCACCACCACAACCACAGAUGACUCUCCAGAGUCUUCAAGUGAGAGGAGGAUCAGGCGCCUCAGGUUAACGCUACACGCCGGUGAUAAUGGAAACAAGGAGGCCAAAACCACAAACUCAGACACAGGGGAGAAGGACGUCAGUGCGGCCUGGAAGAAGAAAAAUGGGAUGAUCCAAAGAGAGAGGCCAGCUGGCAGGGAGUCACCUCAGCAGCACCUCGGGGACAUGACCAAUGGGGCGCCAGAGACCUCGCUGCAGCAUCAUGGACCCAAAGUGUAUGGGAUCGUGCAGAGGACGGGCUCGGACAGACAGCAGGAGGUGAUGGCGCGGGAGUGGACAGUCAGUCACCUUCAGGAUGAGAUGAGAUACAUCCGGGAGGUGAGAGAUUCUCUGGAGAAGGUGAGAGAGAGGAUGUAUGGGCAGUUCGGAGGAAUGCAGCAAUCAAUGCAGAAGCUCUCACAGGAAAUCAGGGCUGCUAAUGCCCAUCGGAGGAGCCUAGAGUCAGAGGUGAGGAUCCGGACGCAGGCCAUGGAGAGCUUUGAUCAGAUGAACAACUCGCUCAUAUCUGCAAACAUCGGCCUGCAGAAAUCCCUUCUGGAGAACUGCCAGAGCAGAGUGGACAAGAGGGAUGAGGUGAAGAAUUUGCGGAGCACUUAUGAUAAAGCACAAGAGAAACUCAGAGACAGGGAGAGGGAGCUGGCAGCUGCACAGGCUGAGAACGAGACUUUGAGACUGCAGGUGGAGUCUGCACGGGAGGCCAGCACUCAGGCUCUGCAGGAGCUUUCAGCAAAGCUACAGCGCGAGUAUGAGGAAAAACUUCAGGAGGAACAACGGAAACACAGGGAGGAAAUUGAAAACCUACAGGCACAACUGGACGAGUACAUCAGGCGAUUAGAGGAGGCAGAGAAGAACAUCAAAAUUGCAGAGGCUAAGAUUGCUGAGAGGGACAAGAGGAUCCUUGAAGUGGAGCGACUAUUAGACUGCAUGGGAAAGGAAAAGAGUCAUCUCAACCAGAAGCUGCAAGACUGUGAGCAGCGUCUCCGCUUGUUGGAGCUAACAGACAAAACAGAUGCUACAGUAGUCAAGAGGUCCAAAGAGCUCCAGGCUGAGGCUGUGGAUCUCCGUGAGAGGAUCAAACACUUGAAUGACAUGGUGUUCUGCCAGCAAAGAAAAGUCAAAGGAAUGAUUGAAGAGGUCGGCUCUCUGCGGUCUCAGGUCGCUCAGAAGGAUAUGUUCAUCUCAGAGCUACUGGACAGAAUAGCAAUUGUGGAGUGUGAGAAUAAUGAAUUAGAAGACAAGCUGAAGUAUUUUAUGUCCACACAGAAUAGGCCGAGAGAUGUUUUGGAAACCAGGGAGAUAGGAUUAGGCUGCGAUCUGCCCCCCAGACGUGAAGCACAAAGGCAUGAUGUUGAGCCUCCUGUUCAGAGCGAACCAUCCCAUCUCUAUCCCAUAAAUCACCCUCCACCUGCUCACCCUCCACCACCUUUGAAACUUCCAUCACUAACCGAAGCUCCAUCUCCACCCUCAUCACCUACCCAUCCUUCAUCUCCUAAUCAGCUCUCACCACCACCAUCUCUACCAAAGCCUUCAUCACCAUCUCUACCAAAACCCUCAUCACAACCUCAACCUCCAUCUACGACAUCUCCCACACAACCCUCACCCCCUGAUCUCUCACCAUCCUCCAUAGAUCCUCCAUCCCAUUCACCUCCUAUUCAACAUCCAUCUCUCUACCUUACAUCACCCAUCAAACCCAGGACGUUCAGGUCUAGUAACCCUCCGCCCAGCAGGCUGGAGUCCAGUUUACUGAGGUACUCUCCUGUCGAGUACAGCCGCUUUCUACAGUCCAACCCUACAGUAACAAGUGGGACAUUCCCCUACACCCACAGGUCUGAGUCUGAGUCUGAGCCUGGUGAGGGUGCAGUCCAGUCCAGAGAUGAAGUGGAUGGAGAGACAGACACAAACACUAGAACAGGUCCAGGGGAAUCCACCUCACCUUCCUCCUCUCCUCAGCCAAGAUCAAGAGCACCUCAGGCUUACACGCCAUUCAUGAAACUCAUGGAAAUAACAGCAAAGAUUAACAUAGAGUGAGCUCAGAGCAAUAUUAAGAUGUUUUUGGGAAUGCACGUUCCAGUGGAGAUGUCAUAGAGCUUUCAUUAGUGAUGGAAAUAAUUAGCUAAUUUAACAAAAGGUUAGCUUUGCUCUAACAACUUAAAAACCUCACAAAUAUACAUGUUGAAUUUAAUUUGUUAAAUCUGUAAAAGACACAAACAGCGGUUCUCUUUUACAUUUGGUUACCCUUAGGACUAUUUCUAACCUGGGAGUGGUCACUUCCCAGAUUAGACUGUGAGAACUAGCGAGUAAUUUAAACCCUGUAAAAAAGUGAAUUGUGGUUUUUACACUUAGAUUUAAUUCAUCAAACAAAUAAUGUGUUUGGUAGAUUAUUUCCUGUAAAGCGUCCUUGGGUUUCUUGAAAGGCGCUAUAUAAAUUCAAGAUAUUAUUAUUAUUAUUAUUAUUAUUAUUUCUUUGUUGUAACAAUGCUUCUUGGCAAUGUAUUUUAUACAGUUCCUUUUCACUCCCAAAUUCACGAGGUAGACUCUGGUAAAUCCUGUGCCAAUCAGGCACCGGGGGUACCAGAAGCUCAAAACAAGAGUCAAUAGUAACAGCAACAUAAGAUAUUUGGCAGAGCAGAUUUGGCAAAUUUUUUCAUGGGUGCCACUCUUAUACUCAGCUCUGCUGCUCAUCCCACAAAUGCAUGUACCUUACAAAUGUGCUACCUAUUACAAGGGAAAUAAACAGGCCAAUAACUUAAGAUUUAUUGCUAAGAAGCAUUGUUACAACAAAGAAAUAAUCUACCAUACUAUUUUCAAGUAGGAAGUUGUUUAAAGCAAGUGGGUUUCCCUUGUUUCAGUCUUUGCGCUAAGCUCAGCUCAACCAUCUGUUAGCUUAGCAGACCUUAAUCUACCAUCCAAUGCUCCACUAGGAGGGAAAAAAAACAAAAAAGUUUGCUCUUUUUUACUUGGAAGUUGCUUGAGAGUUAAUACAUCUGGACAUUUUAUUGUACAACACUUUCAUGUGUUCAUGAGUGUGGUACGUUUGCUUUCUUAAGGUCCUGAACUGUUUAUAUCAUUAUCUCAGGAUAACACUAAUUUCCUGUGAUAACAACUCCAUUUUCCAAUAAGAAAGUCAGAGUCAUUUUUCUUCAGAUAACUAGAUAAAUAAACCAGAAAAUCAGUUAGUAUCACAAAAAAUGAUUUUAAUAAAAAUGGAUUGAUGCAUGUCUGCUCAGGGCUUCUCUUUUAUGAACAUCUCUUUAAACUUUUCGAACAAAAAUAUGAACGAAAAUCCAAAAAUAUCAAGCAGUUACUUAAACACUCAGUCUAAUUUUCCCUGUUGAGUGUUUGCUAUUUUAUUGUUGUUUAUUUUGAAUCAAUCCAAAGCUGACUUUUUGAAGUUGACCAUACAAUGAAGAAUACGACCCUGGAUCAUGUAAUAAGUCUUUAUAGGUUUUCAGCCUAUGUUUGCACACGGCACUAUUAACGCUAAUGCUUUGCAAGGGUGUAAAUAAUCUUCUGAUCUGUAAAAAAAAUUGUGAAAAAUGUUUUGAAGGAUGUUUGUUUUGUUUACAAUGAAUGUAGCCUACUUGUAUUGCUCCAGUUUUGUAUGAAGGUUUAGGUUAUUGUGUGUAUUUUCCUAUCAUUUUAUACUGGCUCUGUACAAAUUAAAUGAAAACUAUUUUCUUAUUGUCACAUUAUGUACAAAAUAUUUAUUAAUAUGCAUUGUGCCUUUAUGGACAGCCUUCAGUCUGAUCCUGGUGGUAGAAAUGGUUCUCUUUAAACUGGCGACAGGGUUACAUGAUAUCACGUAAUGAAGUACAUUUCUCUUCUAUUGAUAGAACUGUCCAAUUACUUUAAAGAUAUUAAUCAACCUGAUUAAGGUGACUGCCAUUCCUGAGCCACAGGCACUUGAGUAUUAUCCAGCUGUCUCUGAACUGCCACAACUGUGUUUGAAAACUCUAUGAAGUGCCUUUUCCUUGACGAUACAUAUCAAGAGGCCAGAGUGUGUUUGGAUAAU